Rhododendron vialii is the source of this 2383-nucleotide messenger RNA. Its product is annotated as 3beta-hydroxysteroid-dehydrogenase/decarboxylase. Gene Ontology annotation, molecular function: 3-beta-hydroxy-Delta5-steroid dehydrogenase (NAD+) activity. NCBI's taxonomy places the organism in Eukaryota, Viridiplantae, Streptophyta, Magnoliopsida, Ericales, Ericaceae. The coding region runs from base 308 to 1990 and encodes 560 amino acids. Gene Ontology annotation, biological process: steroid biosynthetic process. The transcript is spliced from 14 exons. The record is from RefSeq and is a predicted model, not a curated record.
UCUCUCACUCUCUGAGUGUGCUGGCACAGUGCAUACAGAUCUCGAACCAGUCGGACCCAUUGACAGAUCCAUCAACGCCAAAGCAGUGGAGAGUGGCAGAGCGCUUAAACAAGAAUUCAACAAUAUCCUUCAAAGGUCAUUCGCCACUACUCCGUCGUUCUACGUUCAUCGUAGUUUUUCAUCCGCCCUGAUUGAAAUUGACCUAGCGAGGAACCGAUACGUAUCUCUGCAUGUAUAUAUACAUUACACACACAUAUCCAUUACUGAUUUCUCUGCAUGUGUGGUUAUAUAUAUCUAUAGGUGAGAGAUGGGAGGGGAAGAGAGGUGGUGUGUGGUGACCGGAGGCAGGGGAUUCGCGGCGAGGCAUCUGGUGGAGAUGCUGAUUCGGUACGACAUGUUUUCGGUUCGUGUUUCCGAUUUGGGCCCCUCCAUCAAACUGGACCCGGCCGAGGAGAGUGGAACCCUAGGUGAAGCUCUCCGGUCGGGCCGCGCUCGAUACGUGUCUGCAGAUCUUUGUGACAAGUCCCAAGUACUCAAAGCUUUCCAAGGAGCUGAGGUUGUUUUCCACAUGGCUGCCCCAGAUUCAUCCAUCAACAACUAUGAGCUCCAUUAUUCAGUUAAUGUCAAAGGAACAAAGAACGUAAUUGAUGCUUGUAUUGAGCUUAAAGUUAAGAGACUUAUAUACACGAGUUCCCCCACUGUGGUCUUCGAUGGAAUUCAUGGAAUUUUUAACGGGGAUGAAUCAUUGCCAUAUCCAACUAAGCACAUUGAUUCAUACUCUGCAACUAAAGCAGAAGGAGAGGCGCUGGUCAUCAAGUCCAAUGGUAUUAAUGGCCUUCUAACUUGUUGCAUCCGCCCUAGCAGCAUUUUUGGUCCUGGUGAUAAAUUGCUCGUUCCAUCAUUGGUGUCUGCUGCAAGGGCUGGUAAAUCAAAGUUUAUUAUUGGUGAUGGCAAUAACAUGUAUGAUUUCACGUAUGUUGAGAAUGUGGCACAUGCCCAUAUAUGUGCUGAACGAGCUCUUGCAUCGGAGGGUACAGUUGCCGAGAAAGCCGCAGGGGAGGCAUAUUUUAUUACUAAUAUGGAGCCAAUCAAGUUUUGGGAGUUUGUCUCACUUGUUCUUGAAGGUCUUGGCUAUGAAAGGCCAAGAAUAAAGAUUCCAGUAUUUGUCGUAAUGCCAAUUGCACGUCUGGUCGAGCGGACGUAUAAGCUGUUAGCUCCAUAUGGUAUGAAAGUUCCCCAGAUCAUACCAUCAAGAAUCAGACUUAUAUCUUGCAGCAGAACAUUUGAUUGUUCAAAAGCAAAUGAUCGACUUGGAUACACACCUAUUGUACCAUUUCAGGAUGGGCUAAGGAGGACAACUGAAUCAUACUCACAUCUGAGAGCUGAAUGUCGACCGAAAAAGGAUGGUCCAUCAAAAUCUUCCAUAUGUCUUGGAAGAGGGUUGGUUGCUGACAUACUUCUCUGGAGGAAUAAAAAGCAGACGCUUACCACAGUAUUUAUUCUUCUUGCCGUUUACUUCAACUUCAUAGCACCUGGAUAUACCAUCAUCACUGCAGUUUCAAAACUUCUAUUGGUGGUAUCUGUAUUUUUGUUCAUCCAUGGUAUUCUUCCAGAGAAAGUGUUGGGAUAUACAAUUGAGAAAGUUCCUGGGUCAAGUUUCCAUUUCUCAGAAGAGAUGUCACGACAAGUCGCUCUCUCUGCAGCCUCUACGUGGAAUUCUGCAGUCAAUAGUUUAAAAUCUCUUUGCAAAGGAAAUGAUUGGACGCUUUUCCUCAAGGUGGUUCUCUCUCUAUUGAUUCUCAGCUUCCUUGGUGCCAUUUCGCUGCAGAAUUUGUUUAUUAUAGGACUUCCCAUUGCCUUUGUUGUUUUCUUCGUGUACGAAAAAAAGGAGGAAGAGAUAGAUCAUCUGGUUUCAAAGUUUCUCUCAUUUGGAUGCAAAUUAAAAUCUAAUGUCACCGGAAAAUGCCUCAAAUCCGAGAAGAUUCAGUAAGUACCUAACAUUUUGUUGCUGUGAACGGACAUCACUCAUUCCAGUUUUUCUUGCUUUGAUUUGCAAACGAGAUGCAGAACUUUGGAAGAGGUAUUUGCUAUCACAUUUCAUGUGAAAGAUGGUCAAAUCUUUGGGGAAGCCAACAAUAGUUUGGUUUGAAUUUUGUUUUUUUGUGUUCCGUUUCCUGGUAUUUUCUCUCAGUAUUAUGUUGUUGUGUCAGAUGUACUUGACUCAAUUGGUUGGAUUUGUUCUUGUUUGGAGCUCUUUUCGUUCAUUUGUAAUUGUAUUAUCUGCUUGGACCUAGAGCUUUAUUUCUUUGAACUGGGAUUAGUCUUUGUUUUCCAGACAGAAGGGAACUUUCCGAAGAGUUAUUAAUUGAUGGGGUUCUCUCUC